Molecule: messenger RNA, 2075 nt
Organism: Ctenopharyngodon idella (grass carp)
Lineage: Eukaryota; Metazoa; Chordata; Actinopteri; Cypriniformes; Xenocyprididae
Product: pleckstrin homology-like domain-containing protein
Exons: 2
Coding region: 398-784 (128 amino acids)
Source: RefSeq, a predicted model, not a curated record
AGUCGUUGAUAAUUUCUAAGAAGAAUUUUAAUAGAUAUUAAAUGGAGAUUAAACUCACGAGGAGUAACAUGAUUAAACAUUGCUUCAUUAAAUAUUGCAGAGCGAGGAGACAUUAGCAUGAAAUCAAAAUUUCCAGAUUUCGCAUGACUGUGAGAACCCUGUAAAACAAACAAAAUUUGUCGAAUCAUUACGUAUAUAUUUUAUUACAUUUAAAAACGACAUUUAGCUUAAUAUUGUAUAGUUUUACCAUUUAAUUAAAUCAGCAUAUUUGUUGACAUUAUUUAUACGUUUAAUUAUUUAUAUUUUUUUUAUAUGCUCCAUCUUUCUUCUAUUAACCAAAAAUAAAAGACUUUUAUUCUGUCUUGCGCAUGCGCGUGAAUAAGAGCGUCUUAGAGUAAUGGCUUUAGAAUCGGCGACCUCUAACGGCACAACUGGUGAAAACCACCCAGAAGAAAAAGACGAGUGGAAAGAAGGAUGGUUAUUUAAGAAAACGCACUACACCAGGCGAUGGAAAUUGGUGUGGUGUCAUAUCAGAGAUGGGCAGCUUAUCUAUGGUUUUAAUGAAAAGUCAGCAGAAAAGGCCAUUAAUCUGGUUGGAGCAAAGGUGGAGUUGCUGGAGGGUGAUGAUGGGACAUUUGGCUGGACAAUCACAACUAAGGACAGCAAACGGACCUUCAUGCUGCGGGCCAACAGUGCAGAAGAGCAGUGGGCGUGUAUGACUGCCAUAUGUGAGGCACAGCUGAGUUCAGAACAGCACUGCUCCAAUGCAUGUGUUGUGCAAUAGACCGAUGUGAAGGACACACACUCUUUAUUUUUAAACAAGUGAAACAUGUUUUAUAUGAUAAGAUAUUUUUGAGAUUUUUUUCUUCAGUAGUUUGUUUCUUCAUUUUGUUUUUGAAAAUGACCAAAAGCCAAAUUGAAUAUGCUUUAUAUGCUACCGCAUGUGUUUUAAUAAAGCACAUUGCUAGUUUUCAGCGAUUACCAUAAAUACAUACAGCUGAACUGUCAAAUGUUCAUGUUGAGUCAGAGUUAUUAACUAAAACUAAAACCAUAAAAAACAUCUUUAGUACUUGAAAUAAAAUAAACAUUAACUGAAAUAAAAUAUAAAAGAAACUUAAACGUAUUUUAUUUCAACAUUUCUCCUUUUCGUUUAAAGUUGAAGUAGCUAGCUACUAAAAUAACUAAAACUAAAUAAAGUAUAAAAACCUGCUUUUAUUGCAUGCAGUUGCAUAUAGGCAGAAUGAGAACUUACAUUAGAUCUGUAGCAAAAUUUGAAUAGGCCUACCGUAAUAAAUGUACUGUAAAAUAAUUUUUGAUAUUGUUAUGAAACAAAAAAUGCAUCGGAAAAAAUAGAAAGAUGAGGUGGUGAUUGAUCAGAGGCAGGUUUUCCAUUUGUACUUUUAAAUAUUGGCCAGUAGAGGGCGGUGCGUAUUAGAAAAUAAAUGACAUUCACAAGUGCUGUUGAGGCAAUAUAAUUUUUUUAUAUAUACAUUUUAAUAUAAUAUAAUAUUUUAUAUAAAUAAAAAUACAUUUUAAAAGAUUUUUUUUAUUUAUUUUUAUAUUUUAUAAUAUAUAUUUAUAUAAUAUAUAUAUAUAUAUAUAAUAUAUAUUUAUUUAUAUUUUAUGUAUUGUGUUUUUAGAAUUUAUUGUAAGCGUUUUAUAUAUGCAAAACAUUGAUGUUGAUAAUAAUAAUAAUAAUAACAAUAAUAAUGUUUUAAAUCAUCGUAUUGGAAUUAUUUCUGAAGGAUCAUGUGACACUGAAGACUGGAGUAGCUAAUGAUGCUGACAGUUCAUCUUUGAUUACAGGAAUAAAAUACAUUUUAAUAUACGCUUUAUUAAAAUAGAACACUUUUUUUGUAAUAAUAUUUAUUACGGUUUUCACUGUAUUUUUUUCACAUUACUGUUUUCAAUGUAUUUUUGAUCAAAUAAAUGCAGCCUUGAUGAGCACAAGAGAAAACAUCUUACCGAACCUAAGUGCCAUAUGUCGUGUUUUGAGAAAUAACAGGCUUCUAAAUUGACCUCAGAUGUUUGGGAAUAAAGUUUCCUCACAUGAAAUGUCGAGUCAUGUGUUUGAC